AUGGAGGCCUUUGAGGAGGUGCUGUGGAAGUCUACCGCAAAAGGCGAGAACAUCAUUGCUGGAGCGAUAGUAGCGGUGGUGGAUAAGAAAGGUAACCUCGUCUACAAGAACGUCGCAGGAUACAACGGCGUCGAAGAAGAUGCCGCCCCUUUGGAAUUCGACCAAACUCUAGCCAUCGCAUCGUGUACGAAGUUAAUCACCGCAAUCGCAGCACUACAGGUCGUGGAAAAAGGGUUCGUCACGCUUGAUGAACCACUCGACAAACACAUCCCCGAACUAGCCAGCCAACCCAUCAUCACAGCGAAAGAAAACAACACUUUCGAACUGAAGUCCGCGACAAAAGCGAUAACAUUACGGCACCUCCUCACGCAUUCAAGCGGUGCCGUAUACGACGUCUUCGACCCAGCCAUUAUGAGCUGGCGAGCCUCCCGCGGCGAGACAUCCAACUUUCCAGCGCCAAACCAGGUCGUCGAAGAAGAAUCACUCAUGCCCCGUUCUUUCGAAGCAGGUGAGGGCUGGAGCUACGGUACAGGGCUCGACUGGACGGGCCUUCUCAUUAGCCGCCUCACCAACACGAACUUUGAGACCCACGUCCAAGAGCACAUCGCAAAGCCGCUGGGCAUCACAUCUUUCACGUUCCAUCUCUUCAGUAAGCCCGAGGUUGAGAAGAAGCUCGUCAAGAUGUCGAACCGCAAUGAAGACGGCACGCUGGGCAUAGGCCGGACACCAUACUUCCCGUCGACUAACGUCGGCGAGGCCGCGGGUCACGGCUUGUACGCCAAUGUCCCAGAUUACACGCGCGUGCUCGCCGACCUCCUGAAAGACGAGCCAGUCCUCCUCGCGAAAGAAUCCGUGGACCAGCUGUUCACUCCACAGUUCGAACAAGGGAGUCUGCCACAACGCGCUCUACAAGCGAACUGGCAAUUUUCCUGGGGCCCGCCACUCGGCCGCUCAAACGAGGGCGUGGUGCCGAACUUCGGACUGGGAGGAUUCAUAAACGAAAAUCAUGUUAAGAGGGAGAACUUUGAGAAGCCGGCGAAGACACUGACGUGGAGUGGGUUGCCGAACUUGCUGUGGAGUGUUAAUAGGGAGAAGGGUUUAGCGCUCAUGGUCGCGCAGCAGACGUCGCCUUGGGCGGAUGAGAAAGCGUGGGUGUUCAACAAUGAGUUUGAGACGGCGGUUUGGCGGGGUCUUGCGAAGUGA
Molecule: messenger RNA, 1203 nt
Organism: Aaosphaeria arxii CBS 175.79
Lineage: Eukaryota; Fungi; Ascomycota; Dothideomycetes; Pleosporales
Product: beta-lactamase/transpeptidase-like protein
Exons: 2
Coding region: 1-1203 (400 amino acids)
Source: RefSeq, a predicted model, not a curated record